AGAUAAAACAAGUCCAACUGGUUAUAGAGAGAGAGAAAGAGUAAAGGUCAGUUUCGUUUCUUGUUCCUGAUUUCAGUGAUGGCGGCUGCUGAUUUGAGAGCUGAGCUGACCUGCUCCAUCUGCCUGAGCAUUUAUACUGAUCCUGUAUCCCUGCCGUGUGGGCACAACUUCUGCCAGUGCUGUAUUGAGAGAACAUGGUACUGGCAGAAGAGCAUAGAGGAAGAUCCUUCCUGCCCUGAAUGUAGAAGAACUUACAGGAGAAACCCUGAACUGCAAAGGAACCUGAGGCUGAGGAACAUAGCAGAGCAAUUCCUUUCUACUGACUAUGGGACUGGGACCUCUUGGAACAGAAAAUGCUCCUCACACCACAAGUACCUGGAGUAUUACUGCUAUGAGGAGUCUGUCUGUGUCUGUGUGUCCUGCUGUCUGGCCGGAGAGCACAGGGGACACAGGGUGGAUCUGCUGAGUGAGGCCUCUGAGAAGAAGAAAGAGAAACUGAGGAAAGUUGUGGAGAAACUGAGGCCAGAGAGAGAUGAGACUGAGAGAGAAGCCCAGAGACUGCAGGAGCGCAGGAGAGAAGUGCCAGAAAAAGCAGCCGGUGAGACAGAGAGAGUCACUGCCCUGUUUAGAGACAUCAGGGAACAGCUGGAAGCCCUAGAGAGGCAAGUUCUAAGAGAUAUCUCAAGGCAGAAAGAGAAGCUCUCACUCACACUCACUAAUCUGAUCCACCAGCUGGAAAUAAAGAAGGACGAGCUGUCCAGGAAGAUCCAUCACAUUGAGGAGCUGUGCAACAUGGCAGAUCCACUCACUGUCCUACAGGAACGGGAAUCACAUGGAGCUGCAGAUAAUGAGGGGGGCAGAGAGAGACAUGAUAUAAAGGUCCCUGCUGUAGGGGAUCUGGAUGUGGAUCUGAUCUCAGAGACAUUACUCACAUUAGCUGCCAUUGUGACUGGGGUAAAGGGAAGGAUCUAUGGGCAGGAGGCUACAGACCUGUUACUGGAUAUAAACACGGCUGGGAAUCUUGUAUCUGUAUCAGGGGACAGGAAAUCUGCUUCUGGCUCAAAUACAGACCAGUGUCACCCACAAACCCCAGAGAGAUUUCAGUCUCCUCAGGUUUUAAGCACCAGGAGUUUCUCCUCAGGGCGACAUUACUGGGAAGUGGAGGGCAGUGGAGCAGGGUACUGCAGGGUAGGGGUGGCCUAUCCCAGUAUAGAGAGGAGAGGGGUUCAGUCCUGGAUUGGGGAUAAUAACAAGUCCUGGUGUUUUUGGAGAUGGGAUAAUAAUACCUAUACAGUGACACAUGACAGUAAAGACACAAAGUUACCCCAUGUCCCUUCCUGCAGGAGAGUCAGGAUCUCAUUGGACUAUGAGGCCGGACAUCUGUCCUUUUAUGAGCUGAGUGAGCCAAUCAGACACUUACACACCUUCACUGCCACAUUCACUGAGCCCCUUCAUGCUGCAUUCUGGGUAGGGUGGGAUGGUGCCUGUGCGAGAAUCAUUAGUUAGGGCACUACCCAGCAGGAAACCCAUUCCCAGAGUUGCCCUUACCCUGUGAUACCAUGAAAGGAAGGGAGUACAGGAGACAUAUUGAUAUUGGGCAGUCUCUCUGGCACUUGGGCAGUCAUUUUAACUGAUUUACAAACACAGAUACUAAAAUACAGUUGCCAAUAGCAACCAAUAAGGAUUUUGCUUUCAUUUUGCAACUUUUAACAGACCGUUAACUCUAAUUGCUGAUUGGCUGCUACAGGCAGCCAAUCAGCAAUAUGCAAUUUAUCCCCUGUGUUUCUAAAUCAGAACUAAAAAGUAAUUUCUCCCCCACCAGAAUGACAUUUAUUGACUAUUGAAACAAUUUAGAAAGUGGAUUAUUUUAUAUUUCUUGCCUUUUCCCUUCUCAUACCAGCCUGGCACAUUACAACUCCC
This is a messenger RNA of Xenopus laevis (African clawed frog), 1920 nucleotides long. RefSeq names its product E3 ubiquitin/ISG15 ligase TRIM25. The coding region runs from base 79 to 1506 and encodes 475 amino acids. The transcript has a single exon. NCBI's taxonomy places the organism in Eukaryota, Metazoa, Chordata, Amphibia, Anura, Pipidae. The record is from RefSeq and is a predicted model, not a curated record.